Helianthus annuus (common sunflower) is the source of this 1146-nucleotide messenger RNA. RefSeq lists its product as uncharacterized. Bases 1 to 1146 code for a protein of 381 amino acids. The record is from RefSeq and is a predicted model, not a curated record. NCBI's taxonomy places the organism in Eukaryota, Viridiplantae, Streptophyta, Magnoliopsida, Asterales, Asteraceae. Gene Ontology annotation, molecular function: zinc ion binding; nucleic acid binding. The transcript has a single exon.
AUGAAGAAGAUGAUAGCCGAAGCCCUUGAGAGCAAUCGAAGGGAAGUGGUGCAGCAAAUGAAAGUGAUGCAAGAUCAAAUUCAAGAAUUAAUCAUUUCACAGAACAAACGAGUAGAAGAUGAAGUCAAUUCUGGUGGGUCGAGCGGGUCCAAAACCGGGGGCAGCAAGGACCAUUCUGGCUGGCACCCCAAUGACAUUAAGGUUGAUAUACCGGAGUAUGAAGGCAAAUUGGACCCAGAUGAGUUCGUUGAUUGGAUUCAAACUGUCGAAUGGGUGUUCGACUAUAAACAAAUCGAUGAAGACCAAAAGGUAAAAAUCGUCGCCCUUAAACUACGUAAAUACGCCUCUACGUGGUGGUCAAAUGUUUGCUUGAAAAGAGAACGUCGAGGGAUGGAGAAGAUACGAUCAUGGUCGAAGAUGAAGGAAAAAAUGAAACAGAAAUUCCUUCCGUCUCAUUAUAUUCAGACCGGACUCUUGCAGUUACAAUCACUAAAACAGGGAUCCGGUACGGUUGAAGAUUACUCACGAGAAUUCGAGUAUUCGUUGAUGAAAUGUGACAUCCCGAAGGAUGAUCCGCAAACACUGGUGCGUUACCUGGGCGGCCUGGAACCCAGGGUAGCGAAUGUUGUAGAAUUGCAGAGGUAUGAAACCUUGGCUGAGAUGACUGUAUUGGCUCACAAAAUCGACUCUCAACAGAGAGCACAAGGGAAACAAGAUUCUACCCGGCCCACAUUCAAACCCAACCCCAAUUCAAAACCCAACUUCACCCAAAAAAAUCCCGCCUCUUUUAACCCUAAAACAUCUUCAUCUUCAUCCCCAGUUCAAAAUUCCGAAAAUUCCAAAGCACCUCGACGAUGUUUUCGUUGCCAAGGUCUAGGGCAUAUUGCCUCUGAGUGCACCAACAAACGUAUCAUCACCCUUGCCGACUUCGAAUUAGCCAAAGGAUACGAAUUUAGUAGUAAGAAUCCACCUGAAUCGGUUGAAGAAACCGACCCAACAGAUGAGGUAGUGGGCCCCGACGAGGGAAAAUGUCUGGUACUUCGGCGUUACGCCGGCUCGGGAAGAGGUUCUGCAACGAGAAGCGAUAUUUCACACCAGGUGUACCAUCGCUCAACGAGUAUGUACUGUGAUAAUAGAUGGGGGUAG